UAAGGUUACAUUUUACUUAAUGUUAUACAAUUUGUGUAGGAAUUUUCCACACAUCUUUGGCAUAUAAGGACCUCUAAAUAAGUAAAACAUUAACCAAAAAUCGCAUUACAUAUUAAGUUUCGGUGUCGGCCACACAAACAAAAUGGGUCCGUCCAACUCAAUUUUACAAUUUCUGAACACCAUUCCAACACCGACGAUAGUGAUUGCCAACUUGAAAAACUUAGUUGUCAGAAUUACGACAGUUUUAGCCUUGUUUAAUCACGGUUAUGAUUCCGUGGUGAAUCCCAACCCAUUGCUUCGUUCGUGUAAUAAUUAUGACUUCAUUGUUGUGGGAGGAAGUUCAGCAGGAGCAGUCGUGGCGAAUCGACUCUCAGCAAAUCCAAAUUUCACAGUCCUGCUACUGGAGGCUGGUGGUAAUCCCACCCUGUUAAAUUCAAUCCCAGCCUUGUCGUUGUACAACAUACAUCAUCCUGCCACCGACUGGCUCACGGCUUCCGAGCCAUCAACUACUUCCUGUCAAGCGUGCAAAAAUUACUCGGUCCAAAUGCCGAGGGGGAAAAUGCUGGGUGGUACGAGCAGCUUGAAUGUCAUGGCGUACAUGAGAGGAAAUCCGAAUGACUUUGACAACUGGGCGAAGCUUACCGGAGAUCUGUCCUGGUCGUAUGAAAAUGUGCUGCCAUACUUCAAAAAGUCGGAGGAUUACAGUGGAAAUUAUCCUGACCCCAAGUACCAUGGAACUGGGGGACCCUUAGCGGUCACUCCUCCACUUGAUGAACCCAUAAUAAAAGAUUGGAUGUCCGCCGCGAGAGAGUUGGGAUUCCAGAAUUCGGAUCCAAAUGCGUACCAGACAUCAACAUUUACCCCUGUCGACCGAAACACAUGUAUAGGAAGUUAGCCCGGCCCAGCCCAGAAUUUAAAUUUUUUAAUUUUUAAGCUUUCCCGCUGUCGCUGGGGAUGAUUUGACGACUGAAAUGUGUUCCCUAACACUUCUAAAUAAUUCCCUAAAAUUUUCAGCCAAAUCGGUGGCGGGAAACUUUUGAAAAAUACGAAAAUGUCGUUUUUUGCCCUGCACCCUCGAUUUUAAUGAAUUUUCAUAAUUUGUAAAGUGCGCGCGGGCGUGUUCUGAUUGCUGAAAUAUCUUCAGGGAUACUUGGAGAGUAUUUCCUGAAAGUUUCAAGAAAAUCGAACGUCGGGGACCCCUUCCAAAAUAGACAAAUGUCCUAUUUUUAUCCCCCCAAACCCUGCUUUCUCUUUUCUAAUGAAUUUUAACAAUUUCAAAAGUGCGUGUGGCCGUGUUCGGAUUUCUGAAAUAUCUUCAGGGAUAACUGACGUGUAUUUCCUCAAGGUUUCAAAAAAAUCGUACGUCAUGGACCCCUUCCAAAAUCGACGAAUGACAUUUUUAUCCUCUCUGUCCCAGCUUUCUCUUGUUUAAUUUAUUAUGACAAAAACUAUGCUAAUAAUUGUUUCCCAUUUUUUGAAAUAGUUACAUCACGGGCAAAUAACUUCAGAGCUAAGCCAUAUUUCUUUAAAAAUGAUGUUGUUAACGUAAUUUAUAUAAAUUUGUUCAAGCUGUAAUAUAUAGUAUUUUACGAUUUUGGCAGUAAUGUUAUUUGAACCCUUUACCAACAGCAACGCAAAAUUAAACAAGUGUUGCCCGAGUUGGAACUUGACAAGGUUCCCAAUGGCAACGGGUCGUCAUGUUUAGGCAAUCUAUUAAUGCUCAACUCGGGUUUUUGACUUUACAUAUGCAUGCACGUGUAUGAAAAGUACAUACGUAGUCCAUUAACGUUGUCAUGGAGACGGACUGACUUGGCUGUUUACCGUCUUGCUGUUAUAUUUAUGGUAGAUUUACAUAUAAACAGUCAUCGUAGUAUUAUGCAUGUUGUAAUAUUUCACCUACCGAAUUGGCAUUCUCUGGGUUCUGAGUGGUAAAUUUUUUAUUACCACGACAUUUCUACACGGUAAUGUUCGUUAUUGUCCUGCGGAUAGAGUCAUACUGAUAGGUAGUGCGGUGAGUAAUGAUUUAUUGGUUCUUUUUUAAUAGUGCGUUUAGGUGUGGGGCCUUAUAUUAGUCAUGUGAUCUAUUGGGAAACUAUGACCACUACCCCUUGUGUGUGACCUCUGUGGAGGGGCCUAGACCCUUGGUUUCUCCACAGUACUCGGGAAGAGAUAUAAUAACUAUUUCUCGCACGUACAAGGAUAACCACCCGGAUAUCCAAGCUCAAGAUGGAAACACUUUUUACGUAUUUUCCCAGCUUGCACGUUGAUAAUCACAUCGCUGCUAUUUUUUAUAAUUUUGAAAGUUGCUUGCCUAUAUGAAUUACUUUGCCGUGCUUCAGAAAUUAUGCCUGCGUUUAACAGAAUUAAAAUACUUAAUUAAUUUACAACUUAGAUAAAUAGUUACAUACAUACAUAGUUUAUUAUUAUCAAUAAAAUUUUCUCAUUUAUUUAAGUAUCAUUUUGUCGUGUCAAUUUUAUUUGUUUAAUAUUCUGAAUUUAAUACAUACACUAUAAAUACUAUAUAAUAUUUAGAAUUCUUUCAGAAUAACUGUAAAUUAAUAGAAGAAUUUUGGCGAAGGAAACAAAAUCACGGCAAGGAUGCCUGAGCACUAUGUAUUUAAUUUAGACAAAGCUGUAAAAUUGAAUACAAAUAAAAAGUUUGUGACGAUAUCAAAA
Molecule: messenger RNA, 2676 nt
Organism: Folsomia candida
Lineage: Eukaryota; Metazoa; Arthropoda; Collembola; Entomobryomorpha; Isotomidae
Product: glucose dehydrogenase [FAD, quinone]
Exons: 6
Coding region: 143-895 (250 amino acids)
Molecular function (GO): flavin adenine dinucleotide binding; ecdysone oxidase activity
Source: RefSeq, a predicted model, not a curated record